Messenger RNA from Anneissia japonica, 5093 nucleotides. RefSeq names its product N-acetylated-alpha-linked acidic dipeptidase 2-like. The transcript is spliced from 17 exons. Lineage: Eukaryota; Metazoa; Echinodermata; Crinoidea; Comatulida; Comatulidae. The coding region runs from base 434 to 2749 and encodes 771 amino acids. Gene Ontology annotation, molecular function: carboxypeptidase activity. The record is from RefSeq and is a predicted model, not a curated record.
AAUAUUAAACUGACAAGAAGAAUAACAGUUUGGAGUUUAUACUGGUACCAGGAACGUUUUCAUGCAGGAUUCUAUAGGGGAUUCCAGUUAUCUUUUGGGGCGAUAGGUGAAGUGUUUAUCAGCAUUCACAGCAGACCCUCAUGAAACUGUUAAUGGCUUCACUUGAGACAUUUUAGGAUGUUUAGGAAUAUUGACUGACUGAGAAAAAGACCAAGGGUAUACAGUACAGAGAAUUGACUAUUGGACAGAGCUUGGUACCUUUAACAGCAGGAUACAUACACAGUAGGAUUUCGAGAAAACUAUACGAAUUGGGAAUAAUAAACAGGAAACGCUCUUGACGACGUCAUCAAAGUCUCGAUCUAUUAGAUGUGUUAGUUUAGGCCAACUUCUGGUUGCGAGCUUCGGUUGUUAAGGGUCGGAGAUAAAUAGGAGGAUGGAUACGAAUAACUCGACUGCGACAUAUACACGCUUUUCAGGUGAGAAACUUGAGACAGGCGUGUACACUCUCGAGGAUGAGGUCACAAUACCAAACCAUGCGGGACGACAGCGUACUCGCCUGAUGUGGUGUUCCAACAAUCGUCGCAUAUUGCUGGCGCUAUUUGUGAUAUUCCUAGUUUUCUGUUUCGGUUUCAUCGCUGGGUACCUGGUUCGAAGAAGCGUUCACAGCUCAAUAAGUAGUGGAAAUGAGGACAGCAGUGCCUGCACUGAAGCAAAUAAUAUUGGGGAAGAGGGAACAACGAUGGCUCCUCCAACUGUAGAAGCUAUUUUUCAGAAUAUCAAGACAAAGAUGUCACCACGCCUGAUGAAAGAUAACAUUGAGAAAUUUGGUAUUAAGGGACCACAUUUGGCAGGAUCUGAUUGGAGCAGAAAUCAGGCAGACAGAAUCUAUGACCAAUGGUCAAACUUUGGUUUUAAGACAACGCUCAAGAAGUAUGUGGUUACUUUAUCAAAGCCUGGAACUAAUACUCUUAAUAUAAGUGGUUCCAUCGCAGAAGAACUAAGUGUACAAUACAGGAAAGCAUACACGCCAUACAGUUUGAACACGUCGGUGUCUGGAGAGCCUAUAUUUGUGAAUUAUGGACGUAAUGAGGAUUACCAUGUUUUGACUUCGACCGCAAAUUACAAAUUUGAGGCCCACACAAUUGCUCUGGCAAGGAUGGGAAAGAUGUCGCUGGGUCUUAUGGCUAAAAUUGCAGAAGAGAAAAACCUAAAAGGAUUGAUUGUGUUUGCUGAUCCAACAGACUACGCCCCCAAAGUUAACUAUUCUCUAUCAAUGCAAUCAACAAUAAAAUCACAAGUAUUCCCCAAAACUACGUCGUUACCAGAAGAUACUGUUGUCCAGGACACGUUACUAUUUUCCAUGGGUGACCCUUUCACUCCUGGAUUUGUUUCAGGUGAUCAACAAGCCUUUAAUUUGUCUCAAACAGGCCUUGUUAAGAUUCCUGUAAUUGCCAUUGACUAUGAGACGGCUUACAAAAUAUUUAGUACUAUGCAAGGAGCAGUACCGUCAAAGGACCAGUUUCCCGAAUGGUCCGGCUCCUUUCUCAGAUAUCCUGUUGAGGGCACUGGAGAUCAAAAUAUAAUAGCGAACAUAAGUGUCAGUAACAAGCUUGAACAAACAGAAAUUAUAAAUGUAAUUUCUGUAAUCAAAGGCUCAGUGGAACCAGAACAAUAUGUGAUAAUUGGAGGUCAUCGAGAUUCAGUAAGUGUCGGUGCCGCUUCACCGGGUACUGGAGUUACCUGUCUUCUGGAAGUAGCCCGUCUCUUGAAAUUCCUGAUGAAUAACCGCAAGUGGAAGCCAUACAGAAGCAUAAUUCUUGCAAGCUGGGAUGCUGGUGCACAGGGUCAGAUGGGAUCUACUGAGUGGAUAGAAGCUCACUUAAGCCUUCUACAGGAUAGUGUGGUUGCCUACAUCAACUUGGAUGAUGCUGUUGUUGGAGAUUAUGUGUUUGACCCCACAGGUUCUCCUUUGCUAUCAGAGGUCAUUUACAAAGCCACUAAAAAUGUUAGUUGUCCACUGCAUGAAGAUAUGACUGUUUAUAUGGACUGGAAAAAUAAAGUAGACAAAGAUAAUACAGAUCCAAGCUUCGGUGUUCCUGGUAUUGGUAGUGAUGAUAGCCCGUUCUUGCAUCUCAUCGGAGUGCCAACUGUAUCAUUCAGUUACUCAUACAAUAAGGCAAGCACGAAGACAGAUAAGUACCCAUUAUAUAACACUGCCUGGGACACAUCUCUACUUGUUGAUAUGUAUGAAACUGAAAAUCUCGACUAUCACUCAGCAAUUAUCGAGGUUGCCCUGCGGGUUCUGUUCGAGAUUGCUGAUAGCCCGAUAUUGCCAUUCUCUGUUGUUAACUAUGCUAAUGUACUGCUUAAAGAAGCAGAAAGGAUAAACAAUAAUAAUGACAUAGACAUUUUAGUUUCUGCUGCCAGUGACUUCAAAACCAGUGCAGAAAAAUUUAAUGUAUACGUAAAUGAUGCAAUCCAAAAAGAGAACAGCGAGCUAUACUCUGGGAUUAACUUCAAAUUAAUGUCAGUCGAAAAGAUUUUUCUAAGUAAAAUUCAACGACCAUAUUAUAAGGACUACAGGCAUUUAAUGAUGGGACCAACAUCACAGAAAGCAUUCAACGGUAUACUGUUUCCACCCCUCAGUGAUGCCUUAGCACUUGGAGACAAUACCUCAGAGAGCUUCAAACUGGAAAUUGUCUCGUCCUUGAGGCAAGCCUCCGACAUGCUAUCAUCACAGCGUCCUUAAAUGUGCUGACGAGUGUGUAUGGUAUGCAGAAUACCUCUUCUAUGCUUACAGUCAGAACUAAAGCCUUAUCUGGACUAUUAUAUUUGGUCAUGAUGACAUCACAUCAUGACCAUAUAUAGGCAUGUAUGACUAUAUAUGGGCAUACACCAGGGCUUAUGCUUGAGAUCUGUCUAUAUCUGUUGUUAAGAAUUGGAGGUAUACCGAUCAUCAUGUGGUAAAGACCCCGACUAACUAUAUAUUACUAAUAAGCAAUGUCUCUUAGGCCGUGUUUUCUGCAGCACUUAUAAUCUCUCAGUUAAUUUCUCCGAUAAAUUAUCUUAAAAUUCCCUCCAAGCAUUUUAGCCCGUCAUGCAAAAUUAUGAACAACAGUGCAAUGUGUUUCAACAUCAAAACAUCUGUUUUGUGGACCUAGCAGGUGACCUAUCCCUAUAGGGAUUGAAAAGAAGACAAAAAAGUAAGCUAGCUUUGAUUGGUGUGCUUUACAAGUACUAUAAACGAUAGAGCCAGGCCCAGCCACGCACCCUCGACGUCAAGCGCAGCCGUUUCAGGCUUUGUUUUUUUGUAUGUAAUAAGUGCGAACAAAAUUAACUCCAAACCAACUACCCAAAUUGAUUCUUUGCAUGAUCGUGUUAUUUGUUUUCGCAUUCGGAGCUUUUUCCGAUAAAUUAUCUAAUUUUCAUACGAAAAUUUAUCGGAAACUUCGGGUCCCAUUUCCACAGUGAAUAAUAACAGAAUGGCUGCUUUGCGAUAAUUUAUCAGAUAAUACUGUAAGUGCUGCAGAAACACAGGCCUUAUGCUGAUUGUGGUCUGGCAAUGUGAGAGUGCUGUUAUUGAUAUUUAUUCAUUUUGGUAAAAUCAUUUUCGUUUAUUGAUUUUUUUUUUCUUUUUUUUGGGUUGUGUAGAUACUGUACAUAUAAAAUUAUAUGCAGCUUCCAAGAUUAUUCUCAUAAUUAUAAUAUCUGUUGUAUGUAAAUCUUGAGAUUAUGUCUAUAAAAUUUACUUUCUAGAAGAUUUCUGAUCACUUUGGUUCUUAAACACUUUUUUUUUCAAAUAUUUGAUAUCACUGCUGAUAGUGUUUUACAAAAUAUAAUAUAUAAUUUUUUUUCUUAUUGAGAGUGUGUAUUUGGUAAUGCUGCAUGGUGUGGGGAGGUUGCAUGGAAUGAAUAUUUUUAUUACAGAGAAGAGUUUGAUUGCUACAUGCAGUGUUAUUUAAAAAGAAAGGAAGGAAUGAAUAAUUCCUAACUUAUAAAUGAAUAUACUGUAUCAAUAUGGAAAUAGAAAUUUUAAGUUUUGGUUUUGGUACACAUUAAAUAAUACAGUUGUUAAUACCAUGCAUAAUGUAAUACAGGUGGUUCAUUGCAGGGGUGGCACUGUGAUUUAGCCAAUGGAGGGCUCAGAUCUCUGACAGGAGCGUAAAUGGGUCGGACCAAGGGGCUGCCCUGAACCUCUGAAAGGGGGUCCAGAAGGACGGCCUGGCAGAGAAACCUCCCAAAUUUAGGAAUUAAAUUUUUUCUGAAAAACCAAAAAUCAUAGAUUCUUUUUCUCCCUGAUUUGGAAGGAAGACAGCUCUUAGCCCUUUAUUGGUGCCACUCCUGGUUCAAUACUGUACCGCUAGUCAAGUAGUGUAUAGGUUUAAUCAAUUUUUUAAAAGUAUGUGUGCUGCACAUGUGUUCAGAUUGUAUAUGUUUUCAGGUUUUUUAUAAAUGUGUGCAGUUUACUGUUGUAGCUAUUGAAGUAGUGGAGGAUGGUGCAUUGCUGACACUUGACAGUGGCGUUUCCAGUUCAGGAGGGAGAAAAGGGAAGCCCUGUCUAACAGGCCAAAAAUCUGUUGAUCACAUCUCAUACUUAAACGCCUCAGAACAACUUAAAAUGUCGGAAAUUGCCCAGUUUUACUACGUACCAGGGCCCCUGAUCUACACCGGGGCUUUGUCAUACCUCCAUUUUAGACAACAGAGCCUACACUGAUUGCACAUGCACGUGUGAAACUAUAUAUGGAGUGUGUUGAUUCACAGGUGCACAAUGUACAGGUGUUAAUGUGUCCGCCAUAACAGCUUGUAAUACUUUCCUGCUCCGAGACAUUCAAUUUAUACAUUAAGUUGCUCAUUUGAAAGGUUCAAGUAAAUAGUUGCAAACGUAUACCCGAUUCAUAAUAAAGAAAAUGAUCAUGUGCUAAAUGUUUCUUAAACUUCAUGAGAUAUAGAAAUCUCUGAACCUUGCAUAAAGUUGAUAUGAGCAGUAUGUAGACAGUGAGCAAGACAACAGUUGAUAAGCUACGUCUGGUAAGCACGUGCACAGGUGUUAAAUAUCUUGUGGGAAUAUCAAUCAACUUUUUGCAGCUACAUUC